UGUUUAUCAAAGGUGGGAAAGCAUUAUGCUCAAAGUAUCCCUCAAGAAAUCUCCCUUGCUGAUGGCUGUAAUAACGUCCCAACGAUCGUGCAUGAAAUGAUGCAUGCAAUAGGUAAUUUUUCUCUCGCGUUUUUAUGCAAUGGAUAAAAAGAUCAUGGGCUGCCCUUAUCGCAUGCGAGGCGUUCGAGGUUUGCAUGCGGGACUACAAUGUGAUCUACAGUACAUAGUUUGCAGGGGUGUAGCCAGCUUUUCGACUAAUUGUAGGCUUGGCUGGCUUUCAUUUCCACCUAUCCUGAAAAUUGUACGCAUGGCUAGUACGUAGUGACCUCACCAACACUUUUAGCUCUUAAUAUAAGUUUUUUUUAGCGCACACCAACAACUCAUAAUUUAAUUCAAACAGUAGACCGGUCAAAGCAAAAAUUUGCAAGCCCAGGCCUUCAGGUCUAUGGGCUGGCUACGUUCCUGAUUGAAGUUGUAGUACUUUUAAAGUAUCAAUGAUGUUUCGUUUCAACAGUUCUUUAACGCACUCCGUUACAAAAACUUUCUUCUUAAGGUGGCUGAACACAGUUUCGGUAGUUUGUGAGUAUAUGUCAUUUGUCAAAUCAUGGCAAGAGAAAGGUUGUAGCUCACAAGCUGAAACUUGGCAGGUGAAAAAUAUACCGAUGAAAGAUUUUGAUCGACAGGUAAAAUGUGACGUUUUGUUGUUUCCAUGGCAACAGGAACGAUUGAACACAACCUUAAAAUUUCACUUUUGCUCAGUUUAAAUAAAAUUCGUUUAUUAGAUUUUCCUAUAAACUUGCACGCAGCUUACUAUAAGUAAUCAUUAUCAUUUGAAGCUUAUUUGACCAAAUUUUGACAGACGGGUUUUUAGAUAAUCAAUAAUAUAAUUGUAUCGUAAUUAUUAAGUGUAUCACAAAAUUCGUCUGUUCAACUUCCAUUUUAAAGUUCUCAUUAAUUAAAUACGAUAAAAGUCAAAAUUCUGCCAAAUAUCACAAAAUUUUAAUGAGUAGAUUUUGAGAAACCGUCUUCUGUGUACCAAUGCUUUAUUCGCCGCCAUGUUUGUUUGUCUAAUUUAAAACACGCGCCGUUACGCAAGUUACUGCUGACUGCCCGCAAAACUUUGUUCAGCCACCUUAACGCGGGUGAACCAAAUUGUGAAAUGUGAACAAGUCAUGGCCGUCUACGAGGGUAUUACUAAAGAGAGAAUGGGUAGCGCGCAUGGGAACUGCAAAAUGAAAAAAGGGAGAAUAGGCAAUGAAGAUACUGACAGGGGUAGGGUUGAAAUUACCUUUUGUUCCCUUGCUUCCCGGGUUCAUUUCCGUUCUUCGUUCCUCGUUUUAGCAAAGUCCUGUCCAGGAGUCCUGGUCCUGUCAGUACCCAUGUCAGUAAAUACAGGUACUAAUCAGUGCCGGAUCCAGAUCUUGAGAUAAGGGGGAGGGGGGAGGGGGCGGUCUCCAAAACGAAUUUUCCGCCCUUCGAGCCUCAGUUUGGUCUAAAAAUAAGGGGGGAGCCCGGUCCCCCGGGCCACUCCCCUGGAUCCGUCACUGGUAAUUUAGAUCCAGUUGUAUAUAGCAUCUUUCAUAUCUGCUUCAGGUUUCUUCUACGAGCAAUCAAGAAGCGACCGAGAUGAAUAUGUCAAGAUCUAUUGGGAGAACAUUCUACCAAGUAAGAUAUUGUAUACAGUAGUAAAUCAUACUUGCGUUGUGUUAAACGGCCAUCAGCGACAGACAGCAAACUAUUGUUGCAAACUGAAAGCUAAAAAGGUCUAUUUAUUUUCGACGACACGACUUUUCAGUCGUAGUUUUCAGGUUCGUCAAUUGAAAAUAUUGGUUUUUUUAAACUAGUACUUUGAAAUCUACGUGAUAUCUUUAGAAGUGUUCAGAUAUCUAUUCUGACUUCACUAACACGAGAAAAGGAACAAUUCUCGCUCCAAAACCAUAAAUAAUCCGAAACUAUCCCCUUGGAAUCCCCCGCGCCCCUUAACCAUAUGUUAACCCUGCCGUCAGAAUUUCUAUUUAUUUCUGUCCAAUUCGUUCCCAUGUUUCUCAAACGUCAGAAAUUACAUUUUUUUUGGCAUCUUUCACCAUUCCUGGGGUCGCAGUUACUUUCCAAUUAUUAUAAAAUGUAUCAAAAAAGCGCUUUUGAAUAUUAGCAUGAUGGAGUAAUAUCAUGAAUUGCUCCUUCAUAGUUAAAUGUGCGCAAAUAUGUCUUUACAAGAAAUACGUUAAGCCAAGUGUGUUACCUACCUACCCACUCUACCUACCUUGCCUACCCAAUUUUGUUUUAUUUUAGAGUAUAAAGACCAGUUUGACAAAUAUUCGUGGAGGACUAUUGAUAAUUUGGGCAUGUCCUACGAUUGUCAGUCCGUCAUGCAUUAUGAUAAAUGGCAAACCCACCAUUGUAGCCAUUGGAAACGAGAGCAUGGAAUUUGGAACUCCGAAUAACCUUCUAAGUACCAGACACGCAGUCGAAAUCAAUGCUUUGUACAAUUGCAAAAGUGAGUAAUUAUGUUCUAAAGUACCAUAUUUCGUCCAACUGGCGCACAAGGGAGUGCAUAGGCGAAGGGGAGAUUUACUUGACGGGCCAGGUUUAUGGUAUAUUGUAUACUAAUCAUGAAUUGUAAAUAAUUAUCAUUUCCAUUAUCAUUAUCGUUAUCAUUAUUAUUAUCAUCACCAUUAUUAUUAUCGUUAUCGUUCUAUCGUUAUCGUUAUCAUUAUCAUUAUCAUAUUAAAUUCCGCUCUGUUUUGAGUUUUUUUUGGUGUCGUGUUGAUGUCUUGCAGAGUUAAUUUUCACGUAGUACGAUCAGACCAUUCCUGGGGUCUCAGUUACUUUCCAAUUAUUAUAAAAUGCAUCAAAAAAGCGCUUUUGAAUUUUAGCAUGAUGGAGUAAUAUCAUGAAUUGCUCCUUCAUAGUUAAAUGUGCGCAAUUCAUGUCUUUACAUGAAAUACGUUAAGCCAAGUGUGUUACCUACCUACCCAUUCUACCUACCUCACCUACCUAAUUUUGUUUUAUUUUAGAGUAUAAAGACCAGUUUGACAAAUAUUCGUGGAGGACUCUGGAUAAUUUGGGUGUGUCCUACGAUUAUCAGUCCGUCAUGUAUUAUGAUAGAAUGGCAUUCACCAAAAACGGCAAACCCACCAUUGUAGCCAUUGGAAACGAGAACAUGGAAUUUGGAGCUCCGAAUAACCUUCUAAGUACCAGAGACGCAGUCGAAAUCAAUGCUUUAUACAAUUGCAGAAGUGAGUAG
Porites lobata is the source of this 3247-nucleotide messenger RNA. Lineage: Eukaryota; Metazoa; Cnidaria; Anthozoa; Scleractinia; Poritidae. The record is from the annotation of a GenBank genome assembly.